AUGGAUUUGGCACGAUGGGCCCUGAGUGGAAUAGGCGGGGCUGAUGGCGAGGAACAACAGCAAGAGCAGCAAGAUCAGCAGGAGAACCAGCAAGCGAGCGCAACACCGGAGUCCGGCGAUGCACAAGUGGAGAAGCUAGUGGAGGAGUACAAAAAACAAGAAGAGGCGAUUUGGGCACUUGCAAACAAGGGUAACACUAAUGAGUUGAAAGUAGAUAUCCUAAAAGUUCACGGGCUCAUUCGCGAGAUGAACCCUAAUCCACGCUCACUGUCGACAAGCCAGGUUGCCACGAACAACAGCACAGACAUCCAACCUCCUAGCAAGAGAGCGAAGAAAGGACCACACCAAGAGUGGUCCAUUGAAGUCCUUCCGGAACUGAAGGAGGAGGUUGAGGCCAUGGAAGAAGCAUGGAACAACAUUUUGGAGGGGGGCGUUUCUGGUCGUGAAGCAGAGAGAAGACCGUCACCGCGAAACAAAAGUGCUCCACAGAAUUAUUAUCAACCAGUUUUGGUUGAUUCCCAACCAGAUUCUCAAGAGUCUAACGCGUCUGCCGCUUGCGAUUUGUUCAAUGCUGAGACGACCGCAAAAGAGGCCUUGGACAUUCUCAGAGACAACCGCAAUGAUGGUAUCGACAAAUUUGAAUUGAACUACACACAAUGGGUGGUGAACCGUAUUCUCGGUGCAGCUCUUCCUGCCAUCCAAGCCAUUGCCAAGAAGAACAAGAAGUGGCUAUCUAAGUUCCCGAUCCUUCAGGAUAAGAUGGACAUUAGACUCUACGCAGAAACAACAGACAAAAGGAGCCAAAUGAACCGCUACGGCAACCUCGUAUCUUUCGAGCACAAGAGCAAUAUUUCCGAUGCGACGAAGCGUGAGGAUGCGAUAUUGGAAUUGAAGAGGGAUUUUAUCAAGAAGCUGAAUUCGGUUGAUAUCCUCUCGCCGGCAGUGGGUCCCAUGAUGUGGACGUUGUGA
This is a messenger RNA of Seminavis robusta, 969 nucleotides long. NCBI's taxonomy places the organism in Eukaryota, Bacillariophyta, Bacillariophyceae, Naviculales, Naviculaceae. The record is from the annotation of a GenBank genome assembly.